Messenger RNA from Venustampulla echinocandica, 1077 nucleotides. RefSeq lists its product as uncharacterized. The coding region runs from base 1 to 1077 and encodes 358 amino acids. NCBI's taxonomy places the organism in Eukaryota, Fungi, Ascomycota, Leotiomycetes, Helotiales, Pleuroascaceae. The record is from RefSeq and is a predicted model, not a curated record. The transcript has a single exon.
AUGUUUACGGAUCCAAAUUCCUCGUACCAUUGCAGCACGCCGCCGAGCGACGACUCUCCUUUUGAAUGCUACUCUUUCAGCUCCUCAUUUUCGCCCUCUGCAUCCGAUUCCUCGGCAGCCUCCUGGGACCCGGCCACAUUAACACCAACUUCCACGCCGCGGGCAUCUCCGGAUUCGGACAGCCUUGAGGAUGGAUACCGAUCCUCAUGUGCGUCUUUUUGUACUCCUGGCACUUUUGAGAACGGAGCAUACUUCGGUCCGGAUAGCAUCAUGACCGAGGAAUUGCUCUCUGGAUUUCAAUAUCCGGUCAUACCAACUCAAGCUGCGAUGGGUUAUACCGAGUUCUCCACUGCCACAAACGAUGGCCUUCCACAGACACCAUCUUUGGCACUGCUUUGCACGCCCCACUCUUCUGUAUCUGCCGACUUCGUUGUUCCGUCGCAAACCACCUUUACAGAUACGUUCGAUGUAGGCACUCCUCAUAGACCUGCAAACUUGAAAGUUGAGUUCGAAUAUGACAGUCCGAACUCGGAGUACAGCAUCAACAGCUCGCCACUGGGAAGCAUGCCAUAUCACAUGCCAUUGUCCUACAAUGGGUGCAGGUCAGCCUCAUCAACGCCAUCGCGGUCCUCGGUGAGGCAACCAAAGUUCGAGCCACUUUCAAGCUCAGCUGCACUACAUUUGGUGCAAGGGAUCCAAACCCUCCCGAGCUCAGGCUCGACUGCAGCCCGCUCAACGCGCCGAAGGGUCAAGCGGGAAGUUCAAGAUUGCAUACUACCUGGCACGAUAAGAGUCCAGAAAGAGGCGACGCAAGAAUGCCGCUGGGAGGGCUGUAAGGGGAAAAAGUUCCAAAGAAAGGAACACCUGAGGCGGCACGAGAGAAGCGUUCACCUUGGAUUUACAAUUGAGUGCGUGCUGUGCCACCAUUUAUUCAAUCGGACCGACAAUCUUAAGCAACACUACAAGCUUCACGCCCAAGUGAAAAGAAAGGGCACACGAACGGGUUAUUAUGCCGAUGCCCAACGACUUGUUGACGAGAUGGAAAGGAAAUCUCGCAAGACGGGAGAACAAUGCUGA